Maudiozyma barnettii is the source of this 1071-nucleotide messenger RNA. It is a transcript of the gene BTS1, whose product is annotated as farnesyltranstransferase. Lineage: Eukaryota; Fungi; Ascomycota; Saccharomycetes; Saccharomycetales; Saccharomycetaceae. Gene Ontology annotation, biological process: isoprenoid biosynthetic process. Bases 1 to 1071 code for a protein of 356 amino acids. Gene Ontology annotation, molecular function: prenyltransferase activity. The record is from RefSeq and is a predicted model, not a curated record. The transcript has a single exon.
AUGAACAAAGAAACGCUAAAAGAUCUGCUAACAACUCCCAGACAAUGGACCGAAUCAGACGAACAUAUACUACGGAAACCAUACUUACAUAUUGCAGAACAGGAAGGUAAGAAAUUUCGUUCGAAACUAAUUGAAACUUUUGCGAUAUUUUAUAACAUGCCAAAGCCAGAUAUCCAUAUUUUGCAAAAAAUCAUAGAGAUAUUACAUACCGCUUCAUUAAUGAUAGAUGAUAUUGAAGAUAAUUCCCUAAUGAGACGUGGUGUGAAAACCUCUCAUCUAGUCUAUGGAAUUCCAAUGACACUUAAUAGCGCUAAUUAUAUGUAUUUUGUAGCAAUGUCACAUGUGAAAGAGUUAGGUAAUGCGUUCUCUUCAAAUAACUUAGAUGACGAAAGACAUCACACACAGAUUGAGCUGAUGGAUAUUUUCCAAGAUGAAUUGAUUAAUCUUCAUCGUGGACAGGGCUUGGAAUUAUAUUGGCGCGACACAAAUACUAUUCCAACUAUAGAUAUGUACUUUGAUAUGGUGGCGAACAAGACAGGUGGUCUAUUUAGACUGGCAAUUAGAAUGAUGGAAUUUUUAGCCAAGCGUUAUGAAAAUAGUGAAGGUAAUGAAGAUCAAAAGUUUAAUAUAAUAUCUAAUUCUUUGGUCCCACUUUGCAACAUGCUUGGUGUUAUUUAUCAAAUCCGAGAUGAUUAUCUUAACUUAGUAGAUGAUACAAUGCAACAGAAAAAGGGGUUUGCUGAGGAUAUUACUGAAGGCAAACUUUCAUUUCCCAUAAUACAUGCAUUAGAACAAGAAUCAAAUAUGAUUUCAAAAGAUAGUACACAUAAACCAUUUCUCAAAAAUACUAUUUUUUCUAGGACAGAUAAUAUAGAAGAGAAAAAAGUGUUCAUUAAAAUAUUACAAGAUGAAACUAAAUCAUUAACUUAUACUAGUGAUACUUUAAAGAAUAUAAUGUCACUCCUUAAUGAGGGUGACUAUUAUCCAAUACCUGUAGUUGAUAAUAAUAUCCUAGAUAGGACCAAAAUUGACACUUUAAAGGCUAUGGUAGAAAAAUUAGCUGCUAUUUAA